Molecule: messenger RNA, 2907 nt
Organism: Durusdinium trenchii
Lineage: Eukaryota; Dinophyceae; Suessiales; Symbiodiniaceae
Source: the annotation of a GenBank genome assembly
GAUGAAGCGGGCAAUGAUAUUCCAAUCGGGGUCUUUCAGAGCAAUUGGGCCUCGUCUUGGCUUCUCAACAAGUUGACGGAAAUGCUGGUUCAAGAAGUCAUGGGCUACCAUGCCACCCUCGAUACGCGCAUGGGUGCCAAUGGGGCGUCUUGCUUCUACGCUUUGCCAGGAUGUCUCGACUUUGACAACAAAAUCGUGGCCGAAAAGCAGUGUGGAAUUACUGAGACGACGCUCCACAUCAGCGUGGACUCUUGGGUCGGCAGCUAUGCUUCGGCCAUGGACCAAUUUAACAAGGCAUACCCCAGAAUUGCAUCAGAAGACUUGGGCAGCAUGGGCUACCCGGUUUUCUUUACGGUGAUUGCCAUCCUGAACAGUGCUUAUGCUGAUUCUGGUCUUGCUCUCGACUUCUACAAGAGCUACAACACGACACAUCACAACCCGAGGACGUUGAAGUACUUUGAUUCCAUUCACGAUGUGGAUUUGUUGGAGCUGGAAAUGUGCAAUGAGACGGACAUGAGUAACCCAAGUCGAAUGGGAGACUAUGCCAAGUACUCUGGGGACUACGACGGGGUAGUGAGCCAGCCAGAUGGUACCUAUAUCGCCAAGUGCACAAACAAUCGUUGGUGGUAUGCCCCCGCUUGCAGGCAAAACUCCUCUCAGUGCAUCCCUCUCUUCACGUCAGGCAAUGGUUGGAAAUUGCAAGCGUUGAUGCAGUGGUCCACCGCCUACGGCAUGCCAACAGCCGUCGGACUCUCCAAAGGCUACGGAACGUGGAUCCAACAUGUGCAGAAUCAUCGGGCCUUGCACUACUGGUGGGUUCCAGAUUCCACUUUCAUCGACAUGUUGCCAGAGCCUCUGACUUUUGCGCGUCACAGUGCAACUGAGUGGUGGGACGGAGAUAAGAAGACGGGUGCCAAAGGAAGCUACGUGUCCAAAUUGGUGAGUCACAACUUGCAAGCGAAGGCAGGCAGGGUCCGUGAGUUUGUGUCCAACAUGAACUUUGAGCUUCCAGAGGUGCAAAAUCUCCUUCUGGAGCUCCAGCAAGCAGGGUCCACCUACAACGUCUCGUGCAAAUGGAUGAAGGAGAAUCGAGACAGGUGGAUGAAAUGGAAACCGGUGGAGACUGCUUGCUAUGAAGGCUUCGGCUUGGUGGAUGCUUCCGGGGCUUUUGUCUCCAGCAGAGCAGAUGCUGUCGGAUGUGGGCUUUGCCAAGCAGGAUCUGCAUCUGAGGAGCUCAUUGAUGAUCAGGGCAGGACUUUCCAAUGCAAGCUUUGUGCUCCAGGAUACAGCCAAGCCAACACCUACUCCACCCAAUGUGAGCCGUGUCCAAAGGGCACAUCAGCAAGCUCGUCUGGGAGCACACAAUGUACACCCUGUGAUGAAGGUUUUUACCAACCAGACACAGCGCAAACCUCAUGUAUCUCAUGUGGUGGUUCCCGAACAACGCUCUUGCUGGGUGCAGGAUCUUUGACAGACUGUGUUUGUGAGGCAGGGACAAUCGAAUCGCAAUCCGUUUGUGUGGCUUGCCAUGAGGAAAGCAUGCAUUGUCCAAAAGGUAGCACAGUCGACAAGCUUGUGGCAGCUGGGGGAAUUGCGGACUUGAAGAAUCCCUUUGUGAAGAAGGGCUACUUCGGCAAUCCGCUCGCCCCUCUUGACACCUACAAGUGUGCGGGGGAACUCGUUUGCCCAGGUGGUGCUCCAGGCGAAUGCUUUGGAGACCGAGAAGGUCUCACAUGUGGAGAUUGCAAAGAGGGGCACUAUUGGGCUUCAGACCAAUGCCAGCCCUGCGGGGCAGUGUCAGUUGCAUGGGCUUUCUGUGUGAUCAUGAUUGUGAUUGGAGUGUGUGGCUCAUAUUACAUGCUGACUAGCAGCUAUACGGCGAAGGCCAGUGUGAUGAUGUCCACCACGGCUGCUUUGGGAAUGUUGAUCGCCUUGUUUCAAAACCUUGGCGUUUUGAACACAGUUGCUGUUGAAUGGCCAGCCGGCUUACGAGACCUCCUGAACUUUGCUUCAGUCUUCACCUUCAACCUUGAUGCUCUUGGCUUGAGUUGUGCUGCAGGCGGCAACGUGGCGCGAUAUGUCAGCACGGCGUCCUUCUUUUGGAUCGUUGCUGUGGCCUUGCCCACCGUGGGCUUGCUGACGAACUUCAUUCCGAUUAUGAAGCGCCGGUCUCUCGCAUGGGAGAAGAACAAGACCAUCAGUACCACUGGCCAAUUCUUGCAGGUGGGUUUCACCACGAUGUGCAAUGUGGGGCUCAUGCUCUUCAUGUGCUACCGACACCCAACCAGUGCAGAGAGCAUCUUGAAAUACCCCAACGUUUUUUGCGGUACUGAGGAGCACAUCAUCAUGCGCAUCUUUGGUGGCUUGGUGCUGUUCUUGGCGUUCAGCUUCUUUGCGGCGGCCUGCUACGCGGCCUACCAAGCGCCACGCUGGUCCGGCAAGCCCAGGCUGGCAGCGAUUCGCUUCUUGAUCUUCCGCUUCAGGCCCAACGUGUGGUAUUUUGGCUUGGUCCUCUUGGCCCGAGGACCUUUGUUGUCGAUGCCAGGAGUCAUUGCAACGAACAUGCCCAGCUUGCAACUCACCUUGAUGCACAUGAUUCUCCUUGGAUCUUUGUGCCUUCAGCUGUGGUUCCUUCCUUGGAAGUCUCCAGUCCUCAACUUGGUGGAUGGUUUGUCAGUGUCGCUGCUCGUCAUGCUGUUGGCAGGGUCACUUGGAUAUGCCGACAACAGUGGGGAGGAUGCUGCACGUGUUCUGGCACUCUUCGGCACGGUGAUCUCAUCCUUGAUGGUCGUCAUCCUGGCGGGAAUGGUCAUGCUCGGCCUCUGUGCGCUUUGCUAUCGCUCGGCCUUGGGGAGCUCCAAGGAACUACGCAUCAUGAACCUUGGGAAGGUGCCAGAGGAGAACUAG